GAAAAGUGGCUGUCUCUUAUAUUAUGGAAUGGAGGGAGUAGCUACGAGCAAGUUUAAAUCGUUGAUACAUUUGGUCAAAAUAUCUCAUAUUUCUCAUCUGCAUUCAGGUGUGGUCACUUCCUAAUUUUGACACGCCACCUCGUCAACCACACGAUAAAUUAGAGGCUUCGAGGAGAGAGAGGAGGAAGAAGAAGAGCAAAACUGAAGCAUUUUCUACAAGAAAUUAAAAGUACAUAAUAAAUAUGGAGGAGAAGAAGAAGGACCUGCUCCGGCGGCUGACCAUCAUCUCGAUCCCGUUCGUGUUCAUCGCCAUCCCGUCGAUCGUGAUCAUCGUCGGGAUGCUGUCGCCGCACGCGGCGGAGCCCCGCGACCAGUCGUCGCCGGCGGCGCCGGGGCGGAACCACUCGGUGUCCAUGCUGAGCACCAUGACCGGCGGCCAGAUGAUCCUCAGCUGCCGCACCGCCUUCUCCGGCAACUGGGAGUACUUCCACUACUUCAUCCUCGACCCCUACAAGCCCCAGCGCGCCUUCUUCCAGCCACCGCCGCCGCCGCCGAACUCCGCCGCCGCCGUGCCGUACGCCAUCCUCUGCAAGUGGGGGUACAUGGGCAACUUCCUCCAGGACGUCGUCGUCUUCAACAGCAGCGCCGCCUACGCGCUGCGGUGCCGCGUCGAGGAAGGCGGGUGCCACUACCUGUUCGAGGACGGGAAGAUGUUCCUCGUCACCGGGCGGCGCGCCACCAGGGCGGCGCCGGCGCGGCGGAGGGAGAAGAGGCUCGUCGGCGACGUGGUGCUCAGGGAGUGCGCCCACGUGCUCGGCGUGUUCCCCACCGUGUGCAGGUACAAGCCCCAUGAACACAACUACGUCGGCAAGAUCAUCGGACGCUGGCGAUGGUGGUUCAACUACUAAUUAACUGUUAUUAUGAUGAUGAUUAUUGAUAGCAUUGUUAAUUAGAUGAUUAAUUACUACUAGAUUAACUAGCUAUUGUUUUACUAGCCUAUUAUAGCCGGUUAAUUUAACUGUUGAUUUUCUGGCAUUUGGCGAUGUGAUCUCUUCAAACAAAAUGUGUGUAUAUACAUAUGGGCUAGCUGGAUUAACAAUGAGUUAGCUGGAUUCGACA
Oryza sativa Japonica Group (Japanese rice) is the source of this 1119-nucleotide messenger RNA. RefSeq lists its product as uncharacterized. Lineage: Eukaryota; Viridiplantae; Streptophyta; Magnoliopsida; Poales; Poaceae. The record is from RefSeq and is a predicted model, not a curated record.